This is a messenger RNA of Castor canadensis (American beaver), 3479 nucleotides long. The record is from RefSeq and is a predicted model, not a curated record. NCBI's taxonomy places the organism in Eukaryota, Metazoa, Chordata, Mammalia, Rodentia, Castoridae.
UACGACAGAGCAAGAUGGCCGACACGACGGCUGGGGCCAGCGGCUCCGGAACGAGAUCAGGAAGUAAACAGUCUACCAACCCUGCCGAUAACUACCAUCUAGCACGGAGGAGAACCCUGCAAGUGGUUGUGAGCUCCUUGUUGACGGAGGCGGGGUUUGAGAGCGCUGAGAAGGCAUCCGUGGAAACGCUGACAGAGAUGCUGCAGAGCUACAUUUCAGAAAUUGGGAGAAGUGCCAAGUCUUACUGUGAGCACACAGCCAGGACCCAGCCCACACUGUCGGAUAUUGUGGUCACACUGGUUGAGAUGGGUUUUAACGUGGACACUCUCCCUGCUUAUGCAAAACGGUCUCAGAGGAUGGUUAUCACUGCCCCUCCAGUGACCAAUCAACCAGUGACCCCCAAGGCCCUCACUGCAGGGCAGAACCGACCCCACCCACCACACAUCCCCAGCCAUUUUCCUGAGUUCCCGGAUCCCCACACUUAUAUCAAAACUCCGACAUACCGAGAGCCUGUGUCCAACUACCAGGUCCUGCGGGAGAAGGCUGCAUCCCAGAGGCGUGACGUGGAGCGGGCACUCACUAGAUUCAUGGCCAAAACAGGGGAGACCCAAAGUCUCUUUAAGGAUGACGUCAGCACAUUCCCACUGAUCGCUGCUAGACCCUUCACCAUCCCCUACCUCACAGCCCUUCUUCCCUCUGAGCUGGAGAUGCAACAAAUGGAAGAGACGGAUUCCUCAGAGCAGGAUGAGCAGACGGACACGGAGAACCUUGCUCUUCAUAUCAGCACGGAUGAUUCUGGAGCUGAGAAGGAGAAUACUUCUGUCCUGCAGCAGAACCCCUCCUUGUCAGGAAGCCGGAACGGGGAGGAGAGCAUCAUCGAUAACCCCUACCUGCGACCAGUGAAAAAGCCCAAGAUCCGCAGGAAGAAGUGAGUGGAGCCUAGGGUCCAGAGCCUGCUCCAGCCAACUCGUCUGCUGCUUGGCAGGAGAGGCUCACCCAUGGGGGUGAACCCGGGGGACCACUGCUCUGGUGAGAGGAAGCAUUUUCCUUUUGCCUCUCCUUACUUGGCUCUCACACACACCUCAAGUUUCUUGGUGCAUGAGUAUCCUGCAGCCCAGGGGCAACCUUCCCAGCCCUGGAGCUGGCCUCUCCUAGGAGGAGAGCAGGCGGGGACCCAUAGGCAGCCUCCGUGGUUCUUCUUUCUAGGUCCCUCUCGUGAGCUGAGAAAGCAGCUUGGCCCAUAAGGGACGUGGGCACAACCCUCCUGGGAGAGUUAAAGCCACUGGAGGGAAGAGGAAAGCGUGAUCUCCUGUGGCCAAGCCCGGGCUGCAGUGUGUGAUCCAGCAUGAUUUUAUAGCAAACCUUCUAUUAAGAUUACUUAUUUUGCCUGGAUGUGUGGGCUGAGGAAGAUAUGAUGCUAAUGAUGAGACUUUCUUAAUCAACCAGGCUACAUUGCUGUAGACUAGGGUGUGGGUCACUGGUGACUUUUUUUUUUUUAAUCACAAAAUGGAUUCCUUUGAAAUCUGGAAGACUAGGGAAGGUGGCAGGAAAAAGCGUUCUUUUCUGCUUUGCUCAGUGAAAUACCUUUCAAGCUGUCGGAUCCCUUUUAUUGACUCUCAAACAAUUGUGGCACUGAUUUAUCAACCCAGAACCUCCUUAUUUUUCUCCUUCCGGAUUCCAGGCUCUGUUGAACUGAUGGAAAGUUACUUUGUACUCCCUAAUCAUGUAGGAAACAGGAGGCCCACACCAAGCAGCUUUGAUCUGGACUGGCAGGAACAGCUUGUUCAUGUGUAGGACAGUGUCAUGUCAGGUAGUGCUGAUUCUCUUGACAAGCAUUUGAUAAAAGCUUCCCAAAGCAGGGACUGAUAUUUAUUAUUUAUCAUCCCUCUGUGAAAUGUGUUUCGAUCUACCAAGACUUGCCUCCAUCUGGGGAAACAGGUUUUCCCUGACAAGAACCUGGAAUGUUGGAUUCAUUGAGCCGUGACUUGAUAGAGUAUGAAAAGGACGUGGUGGGUUAUGGGUGGGACCUUCAGGGCUGAGCAUCCUGGUUGGUGUGCUGGAAGACUUGGAUGGGUACAAGCCAUGUUCCCACCUGCUGGCAGAAGUGGGCUGAGAGGAGCCGGCAGGCUGAGCUGAGUAUCCUCGAAGCAGCAGGUCUCAAUCUGUCCCACCUCUUCACCUCUUGAUAGAGAAGACUUUGUUCUUGAUGUGUCCAGCAAACCAGGAAGUGAGUUUUUAAAGGAAGAUGUCAGGCAAGCUGUUACCCUUUGGCUGGUCUUGGAAGGAAGAGAUUUUAAAACCAAAUCCAAGGAAGAAAAGAACAGCAACACCUGGAAGUUGACACAGGAUGAGCAAAGUUGCUCCCUGAGCUGGAAUUCUGAGAUCCAUAUUUAACUUUUUUUUGGCAGCACUGGAGGUUGAACCCAGCCUCUUGCUUGCUUGCUAGGCAGGCGCUUUACCACUUGAGUCACUCCACCAGCCCUUAACUGUUCUUCACCCACAUUGGGCUACCAUGGUCACCUCAUACUCUUCUGUUCCCUUGGUAAACUUGGAAACUGGAAAAAGUAGGUGACUUGGCAGGAGGCUCUGUGUUCCUCUGGCUUCUCUAUUCUCUAGGACACUAAGUGCCAUUGCCUGAAAGAAAAAAGCUGCAUGUUGGGAGCUGCAGAGCAGGUGUUCAUAAGAAAAUUGGAUUCCCCAACUCUGGACCAAAUGGGAGUUUCUUGGGUUUAUAGUAACAUUAAACUUCCAGUUAAAAGCAGGAAGACUGACUUGUGUGGACCCCCAGAGUUGUGAUUGCUCUUGGAGAUUUUGUGGCCUGUUCAGUUGAAAUACAGUCCCAGGGUCCUGUAUGACAGAUAGCUCUCACUGCCACUGGAGCAGUCAUCACUCCUCAGUCACCAUCACUAUCCAAAGCAAACGCCAUCAACUGCCUUGUACCCAGGGACAAGUGCCCUUGAUUCUCGGAGGCUGCAUGGCUGUGGCUCUGUUCUGCAUGGAGGCGCUGGGAAAUGGACAACUUGGAACAGUGACCUGACUGCUGUCAUUGUAUAGAAACUGCAUAACUCUCAGUGUGUAUUUAUAAAUUUCUAUUUUUUAUAAUUUUGGGGGACUUCUUGGAGGGAAAAAGUAGCAAACAGACUUAGUUAAAAGUGUGAUUUAUGAAAGGCCCAUAAUAAAAAUUCAUAAUAAAAACUUUGUAAGCUUUGAACUUAAUUUGUGUUAAAAAAAAUUACAGCAAUACAUAAGACCACCUGCAGAUAAACAGAUUUAGUCUUUCUGUUGAACUAAGUUCCUAGGAACUUUUAUAUUAGAAAUUAUUAAACACAAAAUUAGGACGUAUGUGAACCCUCUACAUCCCUCACUCAGCUUCAACACAUACCAUUUUGUUAGUUCUAUUUCAGCUUCUCCCCCUUUAUUUCUUCUUCCUUGGAGUAGUUUUCUUCUCCCUUUUUUUUUUUUCUUUAUAUUUUUCUUUU